AUGGCUAGGUCUACCUUUGUAUCAGAGCUCCGAACUUCCAGUCUAGGUCCCAAGCAGUACUACGAGCUGUACAUGGCCGUGUUCGAUGCUCUGCGCCAUCUUUCGGUCUACCUGCGAGAGAGUCAUCCGGUCAAUCACCUAGCCGACUUGUAUGAGCUUGUGCAAUAUGCCGGGAACAUUAUUCCCCGACUGUAUCUUAUGAUUACAGUAGGUACUGUCUAUAUGGCAAUUGAAGACGCCCCAGUGAAGGAGAUCAUGAAGGACAUGAUGGAGAUGAGUCGAGGCGUUCAACACCCUGUGCGCGGAUUGUUCUUGAGAUAUUAUCUAUCUGGCCAGGCAAGAGACUAUCUACCGGAAGGGAAAGGAGACGGCCCAGAAGGAAACAUCCAAGACUCCGUCAACUUUAUUUUGACCAACUUCGUGGAGAUGAAUAAGCUAUGGGUUCGGCUACAGCACCAAGGACAUUCUCGUGAACGCGAGAGGCGAACACAAGAGCGACGGGAGCUGGAGCUGCUGGUCGGAAGCAAUAUUGUUCGCUUGAGUCAGCUAGUAGACUUGGAGGCCUACAAAUCCACAAUUUUGCCCCCUUUACUGGAGCAAGUGGUUCAAUGCCGCGAUGUCCUGGCGCAAGAGUAUUUACUUGAAGUGAUUACGAAGGUCUUCCCCGAUGAGUAUCACCUCCAUACUUUGGACUUGCUGCUCUCUAGCAUUGCUCGAUUGAAUCCACAUGUCGACAUGAAAAAGAUCGUCAUUGGCCUUAUGGACCGUCUAUCUUCGUAUGCUGUGAGAGAUGCGGACCAAGCUGACGAUCCUGUGAAAAAGAAGGAGCACGAAGAAGAAGCAGUGGCUGAAUUGCUGGAGCAAUUCAAACUCUCGGAGGGAAAGAAGGCUGAAGAAACCACGACAGAGCAAAGACGAGAAAACGGUGCCAAGCCCGAAGAAGAAGAAAACAAACAAUCAGAGGAAACAGAAACAAAUGGACUGAAGCUGACAACCGAUAUCAAACUUUACGAAAUAUUCUACGAACAAGUUGUGAAUUUGAUUAAGACAAGGGGUCUGCCGAUUCAAGACACGAUCGCCUUACUGGUAUCUUUAGCAAAUCUCGCUCUUAGAAAUAUCUAUCCUGAACGACUACAAUAUGUUGAUCAGGUUUUAGAAUAUGCCACCCAGAAGACAGCGGAACAUGCGGAUCAGGCGGAUCUACACUCUGCGCCGGCUCAGCAGAACCUUUUGAACCUCCUUCUCGCACCACUGAACUCAUAUGUAUCUAUUUUCACAGCCCUCGCAUUGCCCCAUUACAUCUCCCUCCUCACUUCACAAACCUACCCAACCCGACGAGCUGUUGCAACCGAAGUCAUUCGCACGCUGCUUAGCAACAAGACAGCUAUUUCGAAUUCAGAUAACUUGGACCGCGUUCUUCAAGUCCUCAAAGUAUUAAUCAAGGAAGGCGUCCCUCAUCCUGCAGGCUUCCCUGGGGUUCAUCCGCAGCGACGUGGAGAGACCGACGAGACCAUUGAGGAGCAGGGCUGGUUGGCGAGACUGGUGCAUCUCAUCCAGGGUCCUGAUAAUGACACGCAACUUAAGCUCUUGCAAGCUACUAGAACCGCAUACUCGGAUGGAAACGAGCGUAUAAGGUAUACGACGCCAGCUAUUGUCACGUCAUCGUUGAAAUUAGCACGAAAGCUCAAAGCUCGCGAACAUUAUGAGGACAAUUGGCAGUCUCAAUCAUCGACAUUACAUCGAUUUAUGCAUCAAUGCAUUAGCAAUCUAUACCAGAGAGUCAACACUCCUGGCUGUGCCGACCUAUCGCUGCGCCUUUUCGUGAUGUGCGGCGAAGUAGCCGAUCAAACAGGAUUCGAAGAAGUCAGUUACGAGUUUUUCGCUCAAGCAUUCACCAUCUACGAAGACGCUAUCAGCGAUUCUCGAGCGCAAUUCCAGGCAGUGUGCAUUAUUGCCAGCGCUCUUCAUAAUUCACGUGGCUUUUCAAAGGAAAACUACGACACUCUCAUCACCAAAGCUGCCUUACAUGGAAGCAAGCUUCUGAAGAAGCCAGAUCAAUGUCGCGCUGUUUACUUGGCCAGUCACUUAUGGUGGGUAGUGGAGAAUUCGCAAAGGGAGGAAGAUCCAAAGAAUCUAUACCGCGAUGGCAAACGCGUUCUUGAGUGCCUACAACGUGCUCUGCGCGUCGCCGAUGCCUGCAUGGACACUGCUGUGUCAGUGGAGCUUUUCGUUGAGAUACUCAAUCGAUAUGUCUAUUAUUUCGACCAGCAGAAUGAAACUGUGACCACCAAGUAUCUGAAUGGGCUUAUCGAGCUGAUUCAUUCUAAUCUACAGACCAAUGACGGGGAGGAAAACCCAAGCCUCGAGAAUCCAAAACGUCACUUUCAGCGCACUCUUGACUACAUCCGGACGAGAGACUACGAGGGCGUUGUGACGGAGGCAAGGCAGUAG
Molecule: messenger RNA, 2451 nt
Organism: Talaromyces proteolyticus
Lineage: Eukaryota; Fungi; Ascomycota; Eurotiomycetes; Eurotiales; Trichocomaceae
Product: vacuolar sorting protein 35
Exons: 5
Coding region: 1-2451 (816 amino acids)
Biological process (GO): retrograde transport, endosome to Golgi; intracellular protein transport
Cellular component (GO): late endosome; retromer complex; retromer, cargo-selective complex
Source: RefSeq, a predicted model, not a curated record